Messenger RNA from Thecamonas trahens ATCC 50062, 4299 nucleotides. Its product is annotated as copper-transporting ATPase 1. Gene Ontology annotation, molecular function: P-type divalent copper transporter activity; ATP binding; copper ion binding. The transcript has 2 exons. Gene Ontology annotation, biological process: copper ion homeostasis; monoatomic cation transport. Gene Ontology annotation, cellular component: membrane. The record is from RefSeq and is a predicted model, not a curated record. Bases 17 to 4276 code for a protein of 1419 amino acids. NCBI's taxonomy places the organism in Eukaryota, Apusomonadida, Apusomonadidae.
CGUCGUGAGACCGACAAUGAGAGGGUCCAAUUCCGAGGAGUGGUCCAUCGUCACUCUCCAUAUCUCUGGCAUGACCUGCACAUCAUGUACGCAGGCGGUGGAGGCGGCGUUGGGUCAGGUCGAUGGCGUGCUGUCGGCUCAUGCAUCAUUGGAUGAACAUCUGGUUCGAAUCUCGUAUCAUCCGUCAAAGGUCUCGAUUGCCCGGCUGGGUGAAGCGGUGGAAAGCGCAGGCUUUGAACUUGCUACGCGAUCGGAGCUGGUCUCGACAGCCGGCUCGCUCACGACGGCGACCUCGAUCGGGUCGCUGGUCUCGGGCGAGUCUGGACAGCAGAGAGAUGGAGGUGAUAGCGGGCUGGCUUCGCUCCGCAUGGCGGCUCGCGGUGCACCUGGCGUAGUGGUUGUGGUGGCUAUCGACGGCAUGACCUGCUCGUCGUGCACAAGCUCGGUGACGGCGGCGUUGGGCGAGCGCGUGGCCGGCGCGCAGGUCGAGGCUCUCUCGCUCGAUCCGGGCCUUUUGGUGGCCAGCGUUAAGGGUAACAUCGUGCCGGGCACAGUGGCGGCCGAGGUGGCGGCAGCAGUGGAGGGUGCUGGCUUUGAUGCCAGAGUGGUGUCUGCAGUCCCGCUCGCCGAGCUGGCAGGCCAGCAGGUGAGCAUCAUUGCGGUCGACGGUAUGACGUGCGGUUCGUGCGUGGCGGCAAUCCGCGGUCAGCUACCCAAGCUCGAUGGCGUGCUCGGUCUCGACGCGGUCGAGCUCACGCCGGGUCUUGUGGUCGCGCGGCACAACGAGCAGCAAAUCGACAGGGCCGGUCUGGUGUCUGCGGUGGAGGCACUCGGGUUUGAUGCGCGGACGGUGGCGAGCGUGACCGGCGAGCUUGCAAGCCUUGCUGCGCACGCCCGAGUCACACUCGAGGUGCUCGGCAUGACGUGCGGGUCGUGCGUGGCGGCGAUCGAGUCGAACCUUCCGCUGACGCGUGGCGUUGACCGGGUUCUCUCGGUCACGCUAGUCUCGGGCGGGGCAUCGACGGUGGAGGUUAUUCUCGAUCGCGCGGUCGGCACCAUCGAUGGGCUGGUGGGCGCUGUUGAGGAUCUCGGCUUUGACGCGUCUGUGGUCGGUGAGCCGACGCCACUUUACGCACUGACGGUCGGCGUGACAGGCAUGACGUGCUCGUCGUGCGUCAACUCGAUCACCGGAGCGCUCCGGGUGCUGCCUUUUGUGGAUACUGCGGUUGUCUCGCUCGACGACGAGACGGCAGUGGUCUACGCUGACACCGCUCUUGACAGCGAGGCAAAGGCGCAGGUGCGGGGCGCGAUUGAGGACGCCGGCUUUGACGUUGUCGAGGGGCGGGAGCAUGCUGCGGUGGUCACACGGUCGCUGCUAUCCAAGGCGUCGUCGGGAACGCAGUCGGGCGGCAGAGGAUCUGCAAGUGACGCAGCGGGCGGCGCAGGCCAAAGUGGGUCCCGGGUCAGUAGCAGUGCACAGCGGGCGGUGUUUGGGGUGAGUGGCAUGUCGUGCGCGUCGUGUGUGCGGUCGAUCGAGAACCACUUUGCGGCGCGGCCGGGAGUGGUCUCGAUUGUGGUUGGCCUGCUCGCGGAAAAGGCCGAGGUCAUGUUUGAGCCUGAGCAGACGAGCGUGGACGAGCUCGUGGCCGAGUUUGACGAGAUCGGGUUCGGCGCCGAGUUCCUGGAGGCCGAGACGUCGCAGCUGACGCACACACGACUGGACGUGGACGGGAUGACGUGCUCGUCGUGUGUGCAUACGAUCGAGAGUAACGUGGGCGAGAUGGACGGGGUGGCGUCUGUGGCAGUCAACCUGACGACCGGGGUGGCGAGCAUCAAGCACCAGUCUGCGGUUGUGGGCCCGCGCGACCUCAUUGCGGCGGUGGAGGAGCUCGGGUUUGAGGCGCGGCUCGCGGCGGCGGAGGCGUCUGUGGACCGACUGACCAAGGCGAGUGAGACGGCAGACUGGCGGGCCAAGUUUGUGACGUCGCUGAUGUUCACAGUUCCCAUUUUCCUCCUCUCGUUUGUGUUUAACCAUGUCGAGCCUGUGAGCAGCUUUCUGGAGGCGCGGUCGUUCCUGGGCGCCUCGCACGCCAACGUGUUUCUGGCGAUACUCUCUGCGCCGGUCCAGUUUGGGCUCGGCAAGCCGUUUUACAUCUCGGCGUACAAGUCGAUGAAGCACUGGUCACCAACGAUGGACGUGCUGGUGGUGAGCGCGACGACGAUCUCGUGGAGCUACUCGCUGCUGGCGACGGCGGUGUCUGUGGUGCGGCCGAGCUACCGGGCGACGACGUUUUUCGAGACCUCUGCCAUGCUGCUCACGUUUAUUCUGAUGGGGCGGAUGUUUGAGUCGCUGGCCAAGGGCAAGACGUCUGCAGCAAUUACGUCGCUGCUCGGGCUCCAGCCCAAGACUGCGACGCUGCUUGUGCUCGAGGAGGAGGGCGAUGCCACAAGUAGUGAGGUCUCGCGCGAAGUCAUUUCGCUUGAUCUUGUGCAGCGCGGCGAUGUGCUGCUUGUCCAGCCGGGUGACGCGAUUCCGACCGAUGGGCGGGUGGUGAGCGGGCGGUCGACAGUAGACGAGUCGAUGAUCACCGGCGAGUCGAUGCCGGUGACCAAGGAGGCCGGAGACACGGUACUCGGCGGAACGAUCAACGUCAACUCGAGCUUCCGGAUGGAGGCGACAGCUGUGGGGUCGUCCACGGCGCUGGCGCAAAUCAUCAAGCUGGUGGAGGAGGCGCAGACGUCCAAGGCGCCGAUCCAGUCGUUUGCAGAUGGUGUGGCGGCCAAGUUUGUGCCUGGCGUGCUGCUGCUUGCGGCAGCCAACUUUGUGCUCUGGCUGGUGCUCACAUCGUCGGGCACGCUGCCGGCGGCAUGCUACCCGCACGGCUCGUCGGGCUUCCUCACCUCGCUCAUGUUUGGAGUCUCUGUCCUUGUCAUUGCCUGUCCAUGUGCACUGGGCCUGGCGACGCCGACGGCGGUGAUGGUGGGCACUGGCGUCGGCGCCGCGCACGGGAUUCUGAUCAAGGGUGGCGCGGCGCUCGAGUCGUGCCACCGGGUGACUACGGUGGUGUUUGACAAGACCGGAACGUUUACGCUCGGCAAGCCGACGGUAAUCGAGCAUGCGGCGUGCGCGGCGUGGUCCGAGUCUGUAGACGACGCCGAACUUGUCCUGUUCCAGCUCGCCGGUGCGCUGGAGGCCAACUCGCAGCACCCGCUUGCGCUGGCGAUUCUGGAGCACUGCAAGGGCACGCUUGGGCUGGAGCCCGGGCAGCUACCGGUGGUGAGCGAGUUUGAGUCUGUGACCGGGCACGGGGUGGAGGCGGUUGUGGUGGCGCCGUGCGACGUGGAGCUCGACGCGCUAGGAGUGGACGGCCCGGUCCGGGUUGCAGCUGGGCAGCCGCUGCGGGUCCGGGUCGGCGCGCCGCGGUUCAUGACGGCAGACGGGAGUGAGGGCGGCGAGCUGCUGAGCGAGAACGACAUGGAGAUUGGCGACUUUCUUGCAGAGCAUGAGCCGCUGGGGCGGACGGUGGUCCUUGUGUCUGUGGUGGCGGGCAGCAGCGGGCGGCAUGUGCUGCUCGGCGCGAUUGCGAUUGCCGACAAGGUGCGCCCCGAGUCUGCGGGCGUUGUGGCGGCGCUGCGGUCGCGCGGCAUCCAGGUUCACAUGCUGACGGGUGACAACGCAAUGGCGGCCAACUACAUCGGGACGCAGCUCGGGCUGCCGCCGGACUGCAUCACGGCCAACGUGCUGCCUGCACAAAAGGCAGCGGCGGUGCGUGCGCUCCAGGCGCAGGACGCUUGGGUGAACGGUGGGGCCAAGCCGAUGGUGGCAAUGGUGGGCGACGGGAUCAAUGACGCGCCUGCGCUCGCCGAGGCCGAUGUGGGCAUUGCCAUCGGAGCCGGGACGGACGUGGCCAUCGACGUGGCGGACGUGGUCAUCAUGAAGUCGUCGCUGGUAGACGUGCUGGUGGCGAUCGACCUCUCAUCGGUCACCUUUAACCGCAUCCGGCUCAACUUUGUGUGGGCACUGGUGUACAACUGUGUGGGCAUUCCGCUGGCGGCCGGAUGGCUGUACUGGUGCCCGUACUCGACGAUCAUGAUUCCACCGUGGCUCGGCGGCCUCGCCAUGGCUAUGUCGUCGGUCUCGGUCGUCUGCUCCUCGCUCUUGCUGCGGCGGUACAAGCCGCCGACGCUGGCUGAGCUGAUGAAGCCGGGCGCGGUGAGACGGCAGCGGCGGCAGGGAAGGGGAAUGCGCGACGAGGUGCCGCUGCUUGGCCCUUGAAUUAAAGGUGGUUGUGGUCUUUA